This is a messenger RNA of Mauremys reevesii (Reeves's turtle), 2552 nucleotides long. RefSeq names its product FUS RNA binding protein (gene FUS). Gene Ontology annotation, biological process: regulation of DNA-templated transcription. The record is from RefSeq and is a predicted model, not a curated record. Gene Ontology annotation, cellular component: nucleus. The coding region runs from base 108 to 1661 and encodes 517 amino acids. Gene Ontology annotation, molecular function: RNA binding; transcription coregulator activity. NCBI's taxonomy places the organism in Eukaryota, Metazoa, Chordata, Testudines, Geoemydidae. The transcript is spliced from 15 exons.
GGCAGGGGGUGGGGGAGGGGAGAGUAUAUGUAGCGCCCGGGUGGGGGCGGGACGCUCAGUCCAGCGGCAGCAGCAGCGCGUGUAGGGGACUCGGGGCAGCAGCAGCGAUGGCGUCCAACGAUUACAGCCAGCCGGCCACCCAGAGCUAUGGGGCUUACCCAGCACCACCGGGACAGGGAUACUCUCAGCAAACCAGCCAGCCCUACAGCCAGCAGAGCUACAGCGGUUAUGGCCAGUCUGCAGACACCUCAGCAUAUGGACAAAACAGUUACAGUUCUUCCUAUGGCCAGAAUCAAAGCUCUGGCUACAGCACUCAGUCAACACCCCCAGCUUACGGAACAACUGGAUACGGUAGCAGCCAGACCUCUCAGACCUCUUAUGGGCAACCCUCAUCCUAUCCUAGCUACUCCCAGCCACCAGCAGCCAGCUCGACAACUGGAAGUUAUGGAAGCACCUCCCAAAGCACAAGCUAUGGCCAGCCCCCAAGUGGAGGCUAUGGCCAGCAAUCCAGCUAUAGCAGCCAACCACAGAGCUCCUAUGGGCAGCAGCCUUCUUACAACCCUCCACAAAGCUACGGGCAGCAGAGCCAGUACAGCAGCAGUAGCAGCAGCGGAGGAGGCGGCGGGGGCAGCAGUGGAUCGAGCAGCUAUGGCCAGGACCAGUCAUCCAUGAGCGGUAGUGGUGGCGGCGGUGGUGGCGGCUACGGUAGCCAGGAUCAGAGCAGCUAUGGAGGUGGCCAGCAAGACCGUGGUGGCAGGGGCAGAGGAGGAUAUGGCCGGGGUGGCUUCGACCGUGGUGGAAGAGGCAGCCGUGGUGGUCGUGGAGGCAUGGGCGGUGGUGAGCGUGGUGGCUUCAAUAAGUUUGGUGGGCCCCGGGACCAAGGACCGCGCCAUGAUCCUGCUUCUGAACAGGAUAACUCUGACAACAACACCAUUUUCGUCCAGGGACUCGGUGAAAAUGUCACCAUCGAGUCGGUCGCUGACUACUUCAAGCAAAUAGGAAUCAUUAAGACAAACAAGAAAACUGGGCAGCCCAUGAUUAACCUGUACACAGACCGUGAGACCGGGAAGCUAAAGGGGGAAGCCACUGUGUCUUUUGAUGAUCCCCCAUCUGCCAAGGCAGCCAUCGAUUGGUUUGAUGGAAAGGAAUUUUCUGGCAACCCCAUCAAAGUCUCCUUUGCUACCCGGAGGGCAGACUUCAACCGUGGCGGUGGAAAUGGACGGGGUGGCAGAGGCCGUGGAGGGCCCAUGGGUCGUGUUGGAUUUGGUGGCGGAGGUGGAGGAGGCAGUGGCAACAGUGGCUCCAGCGGAGGUAACCGAGGUGGCUUCCCCAGUGGAGGUGGUGGCCAGCAACGCGCAGGGGACUGGAAGUGCCCUAACCCAGCCUGUGAGAACAUGAAUUUCUCAUGGCGUAACGAGUGCAACCAGUGCAAGGCACCAAAGCCGGAGGGGCCUGGAGGACCACAUAUGGGAGGAGGAUUUGGGGAAGAGCGCCGUGGAGGCAGAGGUGGUUACGAUCGUGGCGGCUUCCGAGGAGGCAGAGGCGGUGAUCGGGGUGGCUUCCGAGGAGGCAGAGGUGGAGAUCGGGGUGGUGGAUUUGGGCCAGGAAAGAUGGAUAACAGGGGCGACCACAGACAAGACCGCCGUGACAGACCCUAUUAAGACUGUACAAAUUCCCAGACCAUGUGACUUAAACUUUUUUAUUUUGUAUGUCAGACUUUGUGCUGCAGACUGUGUAAAGCUCGUUCCAUUUGUGUAAAACUUUGUAUUGCCCUCUCAAUUUUACCCAUUUUUUUCCCCCCUGUAUCUGGAAGAAUCCCCUACAUUAAAAAAAAAACCACCCUUGUUUUAGUUGCCGUGUAGCUUUUUGGGGGCCAGGGCUUCAAUAAAGGCAACUUCUGUUUACACCGGAAACCUGGGGCUGCCCCAGUGCUAGCCAUGGGUGCUUAAUAUACAUAAAUGCAUUAUGCUGUGAACAGUGUUAACAUGUAAUUGAGCAGAAGUAAGCGAAGAAAGACCUCUUGAUCUGUGGUUGAAAUGUCAAAUUCUUGAUUUACACUUGUACGUUAACAUUUGAGUUCUCAUCUUUAUUACCUGAAGCACCAUCAUCCAGCAUAGGAGCUUGCAAAAUUUUAUCCCUUGGCCUAAGGUACAAGAGAAUUUUUUUUCCUUGUUAGGGUGAAUUUGGAGCAAUAGUCUGCUAUGGUGAUGAGCCACACAACUAGCUGAACAAAAAGCAUCCCUGUUUUUCUAGAAUCAGAGUUCAUAAGCUUAAACCCACACAGCAAGGAUGUGACCAGCAGUCAAAUCUUAUACAGGGUGUUGCUCAUACAGUGAGUCAGUGGUGUCCACCUGCACAAAAACAGGCAUGGGUAAAAGGUGGACACAUCUGUUGUCAGGGACUGUUAAACUUCUCUUGGGAAGUGCUGUUGUAGAAAAUUUCAAGGGAGCAAAUUGUUCAGGUCAAUCUCUUAUGGUUGGAGCUGCAGUGUGUAUGAAUGUAAUAAACUUUUAAAUAUGCUUAAUAAAAAACAACCCCAGGUUAUAAAUGUG